AUGAAUGCCACUCUUAUUUCCUACUCUCCCAUCACCGUCGAGCCAAAGGAGGUGAAGGUGUACUACGAGUCGAACUACAACAUGUUGAACAAUUACACAGCAUCACUCAAUAUAGGUGCAGGGUUCAUUGCGUUGGUGACCUUGUUCAUGGUUGUGUCAGGUAUUGCCAACUGGGCGGUAUUGUUAUGUCCUAGGUUGGUCAUGCGCCUUAAUGGAUCCUUAUCCAAGGCGUUGAAAAGGCACAUUACCCUUCCGGCUAUGUAUUCCACAAACAAGAACGUACCACCCAAGCUUUUCGGCCUUCCCCAUGGACUCCUUCCUACCCGAGCCGAGUCAUUGAUUAUUUUUCUGCUCUGGGUGUACAUGAUUUUGGGAAGCAGUAUUGGGUUCCAUCACGUUAGCGGCAACCCUAUGUGGAAUGGAGCCCAGUCUGAAAUAGGACAACUUAUCGGUGAUCGGACGGGUAUGUUGGCGCUCUUUGUCUAUCCAAUGCUGAUCUUGUUUGCGUCAAGGAACAAUAUCUUGAUGUUCUUCACCCGAUGGAGCUAUGCCAGAUUCAAUACCUUACACAGACACAUGGCUCGUAUCUUUCUUGUAUUGGUUAUUGCUCACGGCAUUGCCAGGACCAUUAACUUGUUUGGAGUUUCAACCGCCAAUUACAGGAGCAGUAUGACAGGUUACGUCUUGUGGGGUAUUGCCGCAGCCAGUUGCAUGGGGCUUAUUGUAAUUCAAUCCAUACUCGUCUUGAGAAGAAAAUCCUAUGAGGCCUUUUUGAUUGUGCAUAUUGUGCUUGCAAUUGCUAUUUUGAUUUCUAUCCAUUACCACAUCAACUCCUUUGGUUACCAGGGCUUUACCUGGGUUACCAUUGGUAUUUGGGGAUUGGAUAGGGUUAUCAGAUUGAUUCGCAUGUUUAGCUUUGGCAUAAAGGAGGCGAACGUUAAGUUGAUCGCCGGUGAAACCGUGAAGGUGACGGUGCCAAAGCCAAAGCACUGGAAUGCAAAGCCAGGUCAGUAUGCGUUUGUGUCCUUCAUGAUGCCAGCUUGUUUCUGGCAGUCCCAUCCCUUCACGAUGAUUACCGAAACAGAGUCUGAACUCAGUUUUGCCAUCAAGGUCAAAGGUGGUGUCACCCUGAGCUUGUACAAGCACUUGGUUUCCAUGCCUUCUCAGACUGCAACCAUCAAGAAGUACAACCAGUCGUUGUUGAUGGCGUCGGGUAAUGGUAUCCCCGGUAUGUACGAUCAUGCCAUGAGAUUGGAUGCCACCAACGCGAAACACUCUGUCAAGUUGGUCUGGGUUAUGAGAAACUACAUGUCUCUUUCUUGGAUGUACGAAGAGAUGAAGAAGUUGGGAAGUACCAAGGUUGAGACCAUUGUGUACGUCACCAGACCUAAUGAUUUUAUAAGGAAAAACCUUGAACUUUUCGGUAGUGAUUCUGCUGGUUCUGAGUCGGACAAAUACGACAAGGGUAAGGAAGAGGUCAAAGUAAAGACCGAGAUAAACAGUGUGCAUAAGUUGCAGGAGAGUUUGCCACACAUCGAGUUCAGAGAGGGCAGGCCAGAUAUUGACGGUAUCAUCGUAGAUGAGAUUUCCCUGGCCCAAGGAAGGAUUGUGGUGUGUGAUGUGUACGAAAUCUACACCUCCCAAGACUACGCCGUCAUGGCGUGCUCCGGGGUUAUCGAGGCAACAACCACCUUUUGCUCGAAAAAAGCACACAUCGUCGGGAACUGCUACUGCGCUAGUGUUCCAGAAAUGGGAUCGCUCUUGACGUGUUUGCACGACAUGGGCUACUAUAAUGACAAGAUGGUUGCGUACCUCGGAGAUGCCUGCACUGUAAACUACCCAAACACCACGUUGGAUGCUCAAUUCUUCGACGCCGUCUACCAGAAUGCGUCCAAGUACAUCAUCACUCCACCGGCCGAUAUGAAUGCCACUCUUAUUUCC
Babjeviella inositovora NRRL Y-12698 is the source of this 1941-nucleotide messenger RNA. RefSeq names its product ferric reductase family protein. Gene Ontology annotation, biological process: intracellular iron ion homeostasis; iron ion transport; copper ion import. The transcript is spliced from 3 exons. The record is from RefSeq and is a predicted model, not a curated record. The annotation marks the transcript as partial. Gene Ontology annotation, molecular function: ferric-chelate reductase activity. Gene Ontology annotation, cellular component: plasma membrane. Lineage: Eukaryota; Fungi; Ascomycota; Pichiomycetes; Serinales.